Molecule: messenger RNA, 1605 nt
Organism: Hemibagrus wyckioides
Lineage: Eukaryota; Metazoa; Chordata; Actinopteri; Siluriformes; Bagridae
Gene: parietopsin
Product: parietopsin
Exons: 2
Coding region: 1-1605 (534 amino acids)
Biological process (GO): adenylate cyclase-activating adrenergic receptor signaling pathway
Cellular component (GO): membrane
Molecular function (GO): G protein-coupled receptor activity
Source: RefSeq, a predicted model, not a curated record
AUGAUCGGUAAUUUCACCAAUCCUUGGGAACACGUGAAUGAGAACACAUGGCAAAAUAACAUCCAUGUGGCCAUCCUGGUCACCAACUGUACAGUGCUGCUCGUAACGUUUUUCGUGGGAAUCGCGGCCAACCUUUUCGUCACGUAUGCUGUGUACCAUCAGAAAUCCCUCCAGACCUCCACCAAUGCGCUCUUGGUUAAUCUCGCAGUCAUCGACCUGCUGCGAUGUGCUACCGACUGUCCGUUGCUCCUGGUUGUUGUCUUGAACGAAAACAACACCAGGGACCUUGGGGACCUUCUCUGUGAUGGUCAGGUGAUGUCAUUUUCCCUCAGCUGCUGUGUCCAGUUGUUCACUCUGGCAAGCAUUAGCGCUGAAAGACACCAGGCCAUUGCUAAUCCAUUUAAGACUGCUGAGCGGCGAAAACGGGUUAAGGUGUGGAUCCCGCUCACUUGGACUGUGGCCAUUGUGGUGUCGGCUCUGUGCGUCAUCUUUACAAAAGAUUCCUCUGUCUACGUGCGAUGUAGAGCUUUGCAUUGGGACGCGUUAAAGACAUAUGGCUCUUUCGGACGUUACGUCUUGUUGCCCGUCUGGUCCGUGUGCUUGGCUCUUAUCGUUGGCUUCUAUUCCCACAUAUUCAUCCUGGUCAAAGCACACAACAGAAAGAUUUUUGACAAAGGCACUUCUGCCCCGACUUACAAAAAAGUGCCUGAAGACAAGAAAAAAGUGCAGGAAGUUGUGGAAACCAAGGUUGCCUUUGUGAAUGAACCGGUGGCGGCGAAAGAAAUUCAUGAAUUCACUCAAUUCAUGAAAGAGGGAAAUGAUCCAGCACAUGGCACAAAGUCAUGUAAUGGUGACCCGCAGGACCAAAAGACCUUACCAGCUGUUGCUGAAAGUCAGCCUCUUUCUAGGGACACCAAAAAACUAGAUGUCAAAACAGAAGAGACUCUUGAACAUCCCAACCAGCAAAGUGUGAUACUUGUUUCUGAACUGCACCACAACACAGCGGAACUGAUAGAUCUGGAGAACGAUGGUGAGAAUCCAGGUGAUCUUCCUAAAGAUGCUGAGAACCCAAGUUCUGAGCAAGUUCCUCCAGCUGCAACCAACCAACAAACUGUUUCUGACCCACACAACCCUGCGACUGAACCGACAGAUCCAAAGAAUGGUGAGGAGAACCCAGGUGAUCCUCCAGAAGAUGACAAGAACCCAAACUCAGAGCAGCAGGCUACUCCAGUAGCAGAUGGUGCUCAGGCUGCUUCAGCAGGCCAAACAAUGGAGGUGAUGGGAGAAGUGUGCAUGAUGCCAUCCUUCGCCAAUAAGGAAAGAGGCAGCAAGAAGAAAGAGAGCAAGCUGGCCAAGCGCUCCGGCUACAUAAUUCUUACUUUCCUAGUCUUCUGGAUGCCGUUGAUUGGCACAGUGGUCCUGAACACCUUUCUGAACCGAAAACAGAUUUGGGAAUUGAUCGAGGAGUUUGAAGUUCUUGUAGUCUCCAUUUCCUGCAUGACAUCCCUCACCAACCCGAUCAUUUACGCAGUGGUGAACCCUCAGUUCCGUACUGAAUUCUACAGCCUGAAGGCGAGAUGUAAAGCACUGUGCACAAAAUCGUAA